This is a messenger RNA of Telopea speciosissima, 606 nucleotides long. RefSeq lists its product as uncharacterized. The record is from RefSeq and is a predicted model, not a curated record. The transcript has a single exon. The coding region runs from base 1 to 606 and encodes 201 amino acids. Lineage: Eukaryota; Viridiplantae; Streptophyta; Magnoliopsida; Proteales; Proteaceae.
AUGUCUUCAAGUACCUUAGGGGAUUGGAGCUCUAACUGUAGCGUAACAAGUAAUGAGGAACAAAAGAGAGACGAAAGUCUCAAAAAAUGGACCAUCCCAAAAGUCCUGACCAAAGAUGCCUACAAACAAGACCUUGUCAGCUUCGCUGAAACCAUCAACACCGUCGAGCAAACUGUAGAUUACAGUCCAAAUAUGCAGGAAAUCUACCUGCUCAACCCUAAAAAUCUCGAACAACUUAAGAAAAAAUAUAAUUACAUCCAUAUAGGACUCAUCCAAGUAGCAAUCAAACCCCUUCAUAGGGAAGGACUUAACACAUCAAUCCUCUUAGCCUUAAGAGACACAAGAUUCCUCAAGUUUGACGACUCCCUCAUCGGAGCCAUAGAGACCAGCAUGUGUUAUGGACCAGUCCAUUUCAAUUGCUACCCAGAUAUAAGUUUGCCUUUAAAAGAUGAGAACAUCUUGGAUGCUCUCAAGAUCAACCUCAAAUCCCAUGGCUACAAUAUGAAGCCUGAAUCUAUACCAAUAGCUGUUGUCCAUAGGAUCCAGUACAAAGCCAUGAAGAAAAUCUCCUGUCCAAGAGCCUUAAGAAAAUUUAAGAAGGGCUAG